Molecule: messenger RNA, 408 nt
Organism: Mixia osmundae IAM 14324
Lineage: Eukaryota; Fungi; Basidiomycota; Mixiomycetes; Mixiales; Mixiaceae
Exons: 4
Source: RefSeq, a predicted model, not a curated record
GCUGUUGCGAGCAACGAUCCCAGCAGGCUGCAUGACCGUCGAAGAAUCCGACGAAGAGCUUCUGGUCGUAGCAUCGCCGAAGAAAUUAAAAGCACCAUCUCAGCAUGCCUUGACCUACGCGCCAGGAUCACCGAGCGUAAGCCUCGCAACCUCACGGAGCGACGAGACAAGCCCGCAUCCUCGUUCUUGGCUGCAUCUAUAAAGGCGCAUACUCGUUUACAGCAUCAGCAAAUCCGAGGCAAUGCACCUCGCUCGACGUCUUCUGGCGAAUCAGCUGCAAGGAGGCUUCAGCGUAUACCCCAGGCAGACGAGCAGCCUCAUGCAAGCACGUGGCGUGUCACGCAAACAGACCGUCUGCCGUUUAAUCAUGCUCGCCUGAAUCAGCACGUCUGCGUGAUGACGGACUGA